Petromyzon marinus (sea lamprey) is the source of this 1543-nucleotide messenger RNA. RefSeq names its product GINS complex subunit 4 (gene GINS4). Gene Ontology annotation, cellular component: GINS complex. The record is from RefSeq and is a predicted model, not a curated record. NCBI's taxonomy places the organism in Eukaryota, Metazoa, Chordata, Hyperoartia, Petromyzontiformes, Petromyzontidae. Gene Ontology annotation, biological process: DNA-templated DNA replication; double-strand break repair via break-induced replication.
UCGGUUGCAAGGUCAUCAGGGGUAACGGCUUAAUGGUUACCAGGUCAUUGGAAGCAACGGGUUAUUGGGUUAUUGGGUAAUAUGCAAUAACGAGUUCAUGGGUUAUUGAGUUAUUGGGUGAGCACGACUGAGCCAGGGUCACUGUAGGGUCAAUGCCGACUCUGGCGAUGCUCGUUACGGGGCCCGCUGGGUCGGGGCCCCGAACCGUGAAUUGACAAACAGCUUCCGGUGUCUGCUGUCGUUUCCCGCCAAAUUUAGAGUCGCGGAGCGGUGGGGAGCGAGCGAGCGACGUGUAACCUCACAACUUAGCACAUCACCUCACCACUUACUACAUCACCUCACCACUUACUACAUCACCUAACCACUCACUACAUCAACACGCCACCUCACCACUCGCUACAUCACCUCACUACUGCAUCACCUCGCCACUCACUACAUCACCUCACCACUCACUACAUCAACACGCCACCUCACCACUCCUAACAUCACCUCACUACUGCAUCACCUCACCACUAACGGAUAGACAGGGUAAGGGGUGAGGCGUUAUCCCCAGGCAUGGAGGAUCUGCACGAGUUGGAGGGGACGAGGAGCGGUGAGGAGGAGGAGGAGGGUGAGGAGGUAACGCCGGCAGAGCUGGCGUGGCUUAAUGAGAAGCUUUGCCCGGAUUUGCUGCCUCAGCACUCGGAGCUCACAGAGUGUGUGGUGGAGCAGCUCACGCAUAUGGAGGGCAACCUGCGGAGGGUCCAGCGUGCGGAUGUGAAGUCGUCUCUCCACCGCAUGGAGCUCGAGAGAAUCCGCUUCAUGCUGAGCUCAUACCUGCGCACGCGCCUCAACAAGAUCGAGCGCUUCUACACUCACGUACUGGAGAGGGAGAAGUCUCGCACCGAGGGGCAGCCCUCACUCCUGUCCCCCGAGGAGUUUGCCUUUGCCAUCGAGUAUGCUUCCAACAUGGAAAGGUUCCUGAAGUCUGUGGCUCUGAGGCACAUGCCACCCAACCUACAGGCCCUGGACCUCAGCAAAGCAGUGCCCCGGCCGGACGUGGGCGCAUUCGUGUUCCUGCGUGUGCGCGAGCGGCAGGAGAACGUCCUCGUGGAGGCCGAGUCCAGCGAGCAGAGGGAGUUUGUGGUGGACCUGGAGGAAGGCUCGCAGCACCUCAUGCGCUACUCCACCGUGGCCCCACUGCUGCUCUCCUCUUCCAUCCACCUCAUCUAGCCCCUUGCCUGUUCCCUGUGUAUUCCUUUGUCCCCGUGUGGCCCUGUGAAUCCCCGUGUCUUAUCGUGUAGCCCCGUAUGUUCCCGAGUAUAUUUGCGUAUCCCCAUCUCCCUCUGUAUCCCUGUGUAGCCCCAUAUCUCCCCACAUCCUCCCCAUGGCUCCCUGUGAUUGUGGGGGGUGGUCUGUGCUGUCACUUUCUAAAUUCUGGAGCUAUAAUGGAUGAGUGAUGGAUGUGGUGUUCUACAUUUCUUGCUCUCGUGUGUUUGUGUGGCCAUUUCAAAUUGGUUUGUGUGUUUUUAGUCUGAUUAAAAUAACAUAGCGAUGAAUAUAA